CAACAAUUAACUUACAGUAAUAAUCAUCAUAAUGUUGUACUAUUGUUGUAUUUUUAAUUAUAAGAUGAUUACCUUAAUUAGUAUAUUAUUCAUGACUAUUUUAAUAAAAUCAAGUAAAUCAGAACCUCCAGCUAAGUAUGGACCCCCAGAAUAUCAACAAUCUUCAUAUGGAGACGAUCAUGAUCAUCAUCAUUACGAUGAUCAUUAUGACAAUCAUGAGCCAAAAUCAUACGAAUUUGGAUAUGCUGUAAAAGAUGAUUACAGCGGGAAUGAUUAUGGACGUAAAGAAACAAGUGAUGGAAAUGCUGUCCACGGUGAAUACCGUGUGAACUUACCAGAUGGUCGUGUACAAAUUGUCACAUAUUAUGCAGAUUGGAAAAGUGGUUUCCAUGCAGAUGUAAGAUAUGAAGGUGAAGCACAUUAUCCUGAAGUCUACAAUAAAUACAGUUAUGGUCCUCCACAAUCACAACAAUACGGUCCACCACAAUCUGGCGGUUAUUAA
Messenger RNA from Chrysoperla carnea, 502 nucleotides. Its product is annotated as pro-resilin-like. Gene Ontology annotation, cellular component: extracellular matrix. The coding region runs from base 32 to 502 and encodes 156 amino acids. NCBI's taxonomy places the organism in Eukaryota, Metazoa, Arthropoda, Insecta, Neuroptera, Chrysopidae. The record is from RefSeq and is a predicted model, not a curated record. The transcript has 3 exons.